AUGUGUUCGCUUCCGAUUUCUCGUUUCUUUUCCUCUUCGCGCGCACACCACCUCUCGCCUCUCUCGCCCGUUUCUUUUUUUCUUCUUCCCCCUUUUUUUUUUCUCUCUCGACUCUCCUGGCUUGCUUCCUUUUCCCAUUCCUCACUUCUCCCUUUCCCUUCUUCCAUUUCCUUUCUCUCUUUACUCCUCUCUUUUUUCCUUUUUCCUGCCCUUCCGUCUCCUUCCGGCGAUCCCUUUUUCUCUUCUCGCGACUCUCGAUUUUGUUUUCGACUCUUCUCGCUUCUUUCUUUUGUUCGUACCCUUCUCCCCCUUUUUUUUCCCCUUCUUUUAUCGCCUUUCCUCUUUUCAUCGGGCUCCUCCCCUUUUCCCUCUCUUCCGCUCUUUUCUCUAAUCCGUUCCUCCUCGUCUCGUGUUUCCUUCUCCUCCUUCUCCCGCGUUUUCUCGUCCCUCUCCUUUUUCUCCACUUCACCUCUGCUCUUUUUCGUCGAACUUUCCGCACACGCCGUUCUCUUCUCCGACUCUUCUCUUCUUCUCGCUCCUUCUCCUCUGUACUCUCUUUUCGGAUUCUUUCUCGUGUUUUUCCUCGUCUCUCGAAUCUCUUCUCCUUCUAUCGAUUCAGUCUUUCCUCCCUUUCCCCUCCUCUCUUCUUUUCAUCUUCUCCUAUGUUCUCCUCUUUUCCCCUUUCGAGUUUCUCUCUCGAACCUCUCCGCUUCCUCUGCUUUCUUUAUCCCUCUUUACGACUCUCUUCCUCUUCUCUCGAUUUCGUUUUUCUCGUACUGCUUUUUUCUCCCUUUCUUCGAUCUUGUUUUUACUCUUCUUUCGGGUAUUUUUCUUACUUUUCCCCCUUUGCUCUCCCGCUUUUCUCCGUUCAGUCUUUUCUUCCUUCUCUUUUUUCUUCUAUUCUCUUUCGCCGUUUUGUCUGUCUCCUUUCUUUUUGUCCUACCUUUUCCUUCCACUCGUUUUCGAGUCUCCUUCGUCUCCUUGCUUCUUCUUUCCUGGUCUCUCUUUUCCUCUCUCCUCUCCCUCUCUUCUUCUGGUUACCCCUGUCCUACUCUCCUGGUCUUUUUUUUCGUCUAUUCGUCGAGUCCCCUCCCCACUCUCCCGAUCCUCUCUUUUCCCUCUUCCCCCCCUCUCCUUUUGAUCUUCCUGGAGGACUACCGUGUAUCACUUGCCGAGCGUGUUAUACCGGCAGCCGACCUGUCGGAGCAAAUCCCAUGCGUUGGCACCGAAGCAGCUGGCACUGGAAACAUGAAAUUCAUGUUGAACGGCUCGCUUCUGAUUGGCACACGAGACGGGAUUAAUGUGGAAAUCUUCCAAGAGGUGGGGGAGGAGAACGCAUUUAUCUUCGGUCGCACACUAGAGGAGGUCAAAACCUUGCGCUCCAAGGGGUACGACCCAAGCAAAGUAAUUGCCAAGAAUACUGAGCUCAGGUUAUGUUUGGAGCAACUCAGAACUGGCUACUACAACCCGGCGGAUCCAGAUUUGUUUGCAGAUUUGCACAGGACUCUGGUCAAUCAUGAUCGGUUUUUGGUUUGUGCAGAUUAUGAGGACUACUUGAGAGCUCAGGAGGCGGUCGACCGAUCGUAUAGAGUGGGUUUGUGUGGUGUUUGGUCAAAGUGUAUUAUAAGUUAUAUUCCUAACCAGGAGGGUUUCUCCGGAUCUCAUCCAAUGGUUUGA
This is a messenger RNA of Dicrocoelium dendriticum, 1677 nucleotides long. NCBI's taxonomy places the organism in Eukaryota, Metazoa, Platyhelminthes, Trematoda, Plagiorchiida, Dicrocoeliidae. The record is from the annotation of a GenBank genome assembly.